This is a messenger RNA of Mycena indigotica, 1872 nucleotides long. Its product is annotated as Myb-DNA-bind-2 domain-containing protein. Gene Ontology annotation, biological process: regulation of DNA-templated transcription; telomere maintenance via telomere lengthening. The transcript is spliced from 4 exons. Bases 1 to 1872 code for a protein of 623 amino acids. Gene Ontology annotation, cellular component: shelterin complex. Lineage: Eukaryota; Fungi; Basidiomycota; Agaricomycetes; Agaricales; Mycenaceae. The record is from RefSeq and is a predicted model, not a curated record. Gene Ontology annotation, molecular function: telomeric repeat DNA binding.
AUGUCCGACGAUGAAGAGCUUGAGGGAUUCCGGAGGGCGAUCUUCGCCCACGACGACGGGGCGCCUAUGUGCUUCUUCUUCCACAAGAGUCUCCACAACGCGGGUGCAAGAGAGGCGCUACAGGACAAGCUGGAGACCCACGGCGGAAUAGUGGUUGAAACUGACGAGGAGGCUGACGUUAUUCUGGUCGAUCCGACUUCCGCAUCUGGGGAUCGCGACAAGCUGAGACACGCGUACAAGACGCACUCGAACGCCCAACUCGCCCGUGUUUAUGUGGAGGCGAUGGGGUGGGUCAACCAAUGCAUCAAGACCGAAAGCUGUCAACAUGUGUAUAUCCAAAGAGCUAUGGGUGGGGCCACAAGACCGGGGAGAAUGAGAAUCGAGUUUAGUGCUGAAGACGACGACAAAUUGAUCCAUUACUUGGGAGUCCUCAUACCCGACAAGUCAGACGGUGGACGACUGGGCAACGCUGUUUACCAGCGGCUCGUGGAGAAUGCUGUCGUCAUGCCAGACGAAUAUGGCUGGGCCAAGCGACACACCUGGCAAAGCUGGCGCGAACGAUAUAAGAAAAAUCAGCCUUGGUUCGAUGCACAGAUCCGGAAUUUGCGGGCAAGCGAAUGGACUGCACCACAUCAGCGAUACGAUUAUUCUCGAAGAGCAGUGAAACGAGUUAAAUAUUUUGAUGAUUAUGAAGACGAAGAAGAGGAGGAAGAGGAAGAGGAAGAAGAAGAGGUGGUACCCUCAAACCUCAAGCGACGAAUAUCAGAGCAUGAAUCCCAACCUACCCCGAAGCGUCCACGAACAGAUCCAAGACCACCUUUCAAGGGCAAAGGGCCAGAGCAAAUCACGCAGAAGAACAAAAACAAGGUCAAGGGAAAACAGAAAGCGCAACCUCAAAAAGAAUCUCCUGAACGUUUUCAAAGCUACGACCCCUUGUUCUCUGACCCACCAGUCGAACCAAGCCUGCAGCUACCUCCCAUCGAAGCUCAAGAUAAUAUUCAGCCUGUACCGUCGCCGUCGCCUGCGCCUCGAAAACCGACAGGGAAAAGACGUCAAGACAAAGCGAAAAUCUUGAGCAAAGAAAAGCCCAUGAACGAUAUGCCUGCGCGAAAUACCCGGUCCCGUUCCCGAUCUGUCGGGCCUGUGGCUGAUAAUAUCGUCACGGCUGGCAAGAAAAGACGCAGGGGUGUUAAUAAGAAGGGUAAGGAACUACAAGCUGUAGUUGAGAAUGAUGAGCGGGUUGAACAAGAGGGUGCUGUUGAGGACGAGCGACAGGGUCAGUCAGAAACACAAGCAGAAGAGAACAACGUCGAGGAACUGCUGGCAAAUGUGAGUGGCGUUUCCGAAGAGCCACCACAGGAUGAAGAAGAAGAAGAGAUUAUGCCCCCUCCUCCAGUCCCCACGAACUCUCGUAUAAUUGUUCAACGGCAGCAGUCACUCGAGACAGACGACGGCCAAACGGAUUUGGCAUUUCCAGUCCCAAGGCCUACCGCUUACCCACGCGAUUCAGCACGGGAAAUUCUGGGCAGUCUUCGAAGCGGAAGAAUGGGUAGUCGACGACCAGAAGGAACUCGCGAUUCCAAGUCACCCAUCAGCUAUACGACUGGGCGACGGGUACACGAACAGCAAAACUUUUCGCCUGAUGUAUUUUCUGCUGGACCUUUGCGGUUUGGGUCUGAGCUGCGCAGCGGUCGUUGGUCCACCAUUCGCUCAAGAGAAUCGAGUGCCGAAUCGUUUCCGCUCAACGGGACCAGGGCAAAAUCAGUUAAGCAUGAUCUGACGCAGCAGGAGAAAAUGUCGCCCUAUAACCCGCCGAGUGGGACGAGAGCAGCAGAAGUUAUAAGAUCAAGUUCAAGGCGGUCAAGAGUGUAG